AAGUCCUUUUCAGAUGAAAAAGACACCCAAUUCUUUUUAUCAAUUUCUGCACUCUUUCUUUCCUCUAUCUUCACUUGAGCUCAGUAAAAAACCAAAAGAAAAACGGUUUAGACUUAAAAGCAGGCUUAAAUCUUCAUCCACUUCGUUUUGGGUACCUAGCAUUAUUAUAUUUUUGUCCUAUUAGCUAUUACUUUAACCAUGUUCAAUGAACUUGCUUCAUUUAAGGGUAUUUGAAGCCUUUUUUUCUUCAAAGACUGCGGCAGUUUCUCUCCUCCUUUCUGGGUUAUUUUAUUCAUAUUUUCUCCUCUUUCUGAACUGUGUGGUGUUUGUGUUUUCCUUUUGUUUUCUCAUUCUGUAAGUUUUAGGUUAAGAGAAGGAUUGAUUUGGUCUAUGGAGGUGGUAGCGUGGGGUUGAUGGGUCUAGUUUCUCAGGCAGUUCAUGAUGGUGGGCGCCAUGUUCUGGGUGUUAUCCCAAGAAGUCUCAUGCCAAUAGAGAUAACUGGUGAACCUAUUGGUGAAGUGAGAGCAGUAUCUGAUAUGCAUCAAAGGAAAGCUGAGAUGGCUCGUCAAGCUGAUGCAUUCAUUGCUCUUCCUGGGGGGUAUGGAACACUUGAAGAAUUGCUUGAAAUCAUUACAUGGGCUCAGCUUGGAAUCCACAGCAAACCGGUGGGUCUGUUGAAUGUGGAUGGAUUUUACAAUUCGUUGUUGUGUUUCAUUGACAAGGCCGUUGAUGAAGGCUUUAUUUCUCCAAAGGCACGUCGCAUUAUCGUGUCAGCCCCCACAGCCAAAGACUUGGUUAGGGAGCUAGAGGAACAUGUACCUGAACGAGAUGAAGUUGUGUCCAAGUUGGUGUGGGAAGAAAGACUAAGUUACGUGCCGGAAUCAGAAGUUGCCAUGUGACUCAUAUCUUGCGAACUUAGUUUUUGGGAUCUUUUCUAUCAUUUUGUUGUUCUUUUUUUUUUUUAUGUAUUUUGGGUACAUAAUAAUAUAGGCAAUAUAUAUGGGCAUAGGAACUGUAGGAUCAUACAUCAUCCUCUUGUUUUGCUUUUUUUUUUCUUCCACCUUUUGUUGAUGCCCCUACUAUACAGAAAAGUAGGUCAAAAAAUAUGGAAAAAUCAUCAGUUUAUGGAAGUUAAUUAAUUAAUUAUCUUAUCGAUC
Vigna radiata var. radiata (mung bean) is the source of this 1157-nucleotide messenger RNA. RefSeq names its product cytokinin riboside 5'-monophosphate phosphoribohydrolase LOG7. The coding region runs from base 414 to 899 and encodes 161 amino acids. Gene Ontology annotation, cellular component: cytosol; nucleus. Gene Ontology annotation, biological process: cytokinin biosynthetic process. Lineage: Eukaryota; Viridiplantae; Streptophyta; Magnoliopsida; Fabales; Fabaceae. The transcript is spliced from 7 exons. Gene Ontology annotation, molecular function: hydrolase activity, hydrolyzing N-glycosyl compounds. The record is from RefSeq and is a predicted model, not a curated record.